Molecule: messenger RNA, 554 nt
Organism: Epinephelus lanceolatus (giant grouper)
Lineage: Eukaryota; Metazoa; Chordata; Actinopteri; Perciformes; Serranidae
Source: RefSeq, a predicted model, not a curated record
AUGCCUCAUUCAUGUGCUGCAUGGAAGUGUACGAAUCGUUUUACUGUCCAAACCAAAUCCCAGGGAAUAACCUUUCACAGGUUUCCCAAAGAUACUGCUCGGAGGAAACAGUGGGAAGCAGCUCUCCGGAGGGAAGGGUUUUCUGCUAGCUCGUCUUCCAUGCUCUGCAGUGGGCAUUUCAAGCCGGAGGACUUUGACAGAACAGGUCAGACAGUCAGGAUCAGAGAUGGAGCUGUCCCUUCUGUCUUCAGUUUCCCAGUUCACCUCCUGAGGGACCACUCCUAUGUCCUGCCUUCAUCACCUGAUGAUCUGAGGGCCAGACUUAGUGAUGCCUUGGCUAGGGUGGAGAGUCUGGAAAGAGAGAAGCAGAAUGCAAAAGAUAGAGAAAGGAGGGCAAAGAACACUGUGUGCAGUCUUCUGGAGGAUCUCAGAGGAAAGAAACUCAUAAAUGAAGAGCUGAAAGACAAGCUUCAUUCAUACUCAGAUCUUCCAGUACACCUCCUCUAAAAAAACAGCCAUGAAUACACCAAAGACCAGAGGGAGUUUGACAUCAC